CUCCUCACCGAGCCGCCGCCCGGCUGCUGGGGGCCAGACCCGCUGAGCCCCGGCCGGACCCCGCCAUGCUGUCCACCCGAGAGCUCGAGAUGGCGGCGGAGGCCCCCGCCGUCCUCUACACCUACUGCAGUCCUCCCCGCGCCCUGCCCGCCCGCCCGAAGUACCGACCGCCGCCGGACCUCGGCGAGCCAGAAAAGGAACUUGUUCGUUAUGCCAACCUCAUGUAUGAGAAGAGAGUGGUGCGCGGCAACACUUACGCCCUUCGAGUCAUACCUGCGAGUCCCCAACCCAGUCCCUUUGAGAUUCAAAGGCAGAGGGAAGCACGGAAAAGAGCACUGGCAAGAAAGCGUGCAAAAGAGCAAGCACAACUAAGAACGCCUGAGCCUGUGGAAGGCAGAGAGCACAUUCAUGUGCAGACAGAACUGUAUUUGGAGGAGAUUAGUGACCAUGUAACAGAAGUUGAUACAGAGUGUCAAACAGAUGCAUUUUUGGACAGACCACCUACUCCGUUCUUCAUACCAGGCAAAACUGGACAAGAUGUGGCCACACAAAUAGAAGAAGGAGAGUUGUUUGACUUUGACAUUGAAGUCAAGCCAAUCCUGCAAGUGUUGGUUGGGAAAACAGUUGAGCAAGCUUUGCUGGAAGUCAUGGAGGAAGAAGAGCUGGCCCAGCUGUUGGCACGUCAGCGUGCCUAUGCAGAGCUGCGUGACGCAGAGCUUGCUGAAGUACACCGUCUGGAAGAGCAGGACAGGCGAUACAGAGAGGAGAAGGAACGUCGCAGACUUCAGCAUGUACAAAUGCUGCAGAAACAGAAAGAAACCACAGAGAAAAUUGCAGCUCGUGCAUUUGCUCAGCAUUAUUUGGCUGAUCUCAUUCCCUCAGUCUUCAACAACCUUCAUGAGAGUGGAUAUUUUUAUGACCCUAUAGAAAGAGAUAUUGAGACAGAAUUCCUUCCAUGGUUGAUGACUGAAGUGGAAGAAACACUGGAGAAAAAGGUUCUGGGGAGGACAGUGCUUGACUCCUUGAUUUGUACAGUGGUUGAAAAACGCUUAGAGGCAUUUAGUCAUAAACCUCAGUCUGAUCAGACAGUGGCACCUGCUGAAGAGCCCAGGCCAGCUGAUGCCCUGCAGGAAGCUAGUGAGGCAGACACUGCUGACCAGCCAGUUGCAGAGGAAGAAGAGACUGACCAAGCUGUUGCUGAGGAGCAGCCUUCAAAUCACAUCCCUUUACAGGCAGAAGAAUCAUAUCAAGCAGAAACAGAGAAUUUGGAAACUGACUAACAAGCAGGCAAGUCAUUAAUUAUAUGGAGAUGAGUAGCUUAGAAAGAAGAAAUUAAUUCCUGUGUUAUACAAGUAUUGUGCUGUUUUCCAUAUGCUGGCAUUGCUGAUUUCUGUCUGUAGGAAUCGAGAGAUUUCUAGUGCAAUGAAUGGCAGUUAAAUUCUGUCCCCUUCUGCACAUUCCAAUCCAUUAAAAAAAUGGGAUGUUUACAGUUGAAAAGUCGUUUUGUCCUCUACCCUGUGAUAGAAGGUAAUGAGGAUGACAUUGAAAGCAUCCUAAUAGCCUUUGCAAGUGCUUUGAUAAUGUUCACAGAACAGAAUUUCCUUACUUUCUGUGUUUUGAAAGGUAGCUGUUUCAGCACUUAAAAUACAUUUCUUGCCACUCAUGUUAAUUUCUCCUUGCAUGACAAACUUGGAUGAGCAGCUCAGCAGGUAAUAGAGUGAAGGCUGUUGUUCCUGAAGCUCUUCGGGUCCAAAGAGUUAUCUGCCACUGAGAGUUUCUGACAGUGCAAAGUAUUCCUCAGCUUCCUGACUCGCAGAGAACUGGUGAGGAGCUAGAGCCACAUGCAAAGUCCAACCUUAGUUUGCUUUGUAUUUGUCCAUUCCUGUUGGUUCACUGAAAAUGGUACCAGACAUGAUUGACAG
This is a messenger RNA of Dryobates pubescens (Downy woodpecker), 1922 nucleotides long. RefSeq names its product radial spoke head 3 (gene RSPH3). Gene Ontology annotation, cellular component: cilium. NCBI's taxonomy places the organism in Eukaryota, Metazoa, Chordata, Aves, Piciformes, Picidae. The transcript has 8 exons. The record is from RefSeq and is a predicted model, not a curated record. Bases 66 to 1280 code for a protein of 404 amino acids.